AAAAAAAGAGUGCACAUUUAGAAUGCUCCGGAGAUGAUAGUAGAAUGCGUGCGCAACUUGCAACUCACGUGUGCGCCUCUUGUGGCAAGCUCAUGAAUUAUAUUUCUCGAAAAUAAUUAUCUCUGGUUUGUUAUUUGCAAAUGCAAAGUGUAUGCAAUAUAUCGAGAAGACUAAUGUUAUCACGGUGUACGAUGAAAGCGAAGUUAAGUAAAUAAAAAUUUGCAUUUAACCGUGCAAAAUCGAAUCGUCGAAUUUAAUUCUGGAUGGGAAGUGGCCGUAGAUACGGUAUGGACCUGGCGGAAACUAUGAAGAACAUAGUUGCUAAGGGUAUGCAAACAGAGAUGGGAUCUCCAGGUGCAGGUUCAGGUUAUCCCAGCUCCGCUGGGAGUGCUGGAUAUAUUACAGAAAAAAUGUACAUGCUUCUACAAUUUUAUCUUCAAAAUAAAGGCUGGAAUCCGAGCAGCGAACUUUUGCAAUGUUUCACCGAGCUAAAAGAAGCAUCGAUGCUUCCAAGCGGUCCUUAUUUGCAAAUGAUGGCGUCGAGAGUAGCUCUGGAUGCUCAGGGAAGAUUGGUAUUGCGUGAAAAUGGAAAAAUAAUACUUCCAUAUGAGCAUUUUGCAAACGCGGUGAUGUUGAAACACAUGAAUACGCCUCAUGGUAUGCAUUUGGGAUUGGAGGGUACGGUGCGAGCAGUGAUGGAAUCUUAUACCAUUGGUAGAGAGUGUUUCGGCAUGGAAAAGGAGUUUAUCAUCGAAGUAGUGCAGAAUUGUCCAAAUCCGGCUUGUCGCUAUUACAAAAAUCAGUUGGAAUUAACUCAGAAAAUGGUUCACAUGGGUCCAACUUAUAUACAAGACAAUGAAGCGGCAGCUUCUCUCUUGCGCUCAAGUUUCUCUCACAACACUGAUUUUCAAUCUGCCCUUUCAAGCAACACUCUGAAUCCUCACAUGAGUUCAUCUUCCAAUGAAAUGAGCGACUUGAGAAAUGCCGCUAAUCAAAUGAAUCUUCAACGUCCACCCAGUCGUCCGUCUCUUAAUAUUCCGCAUCGUCCCAGUAUACAAGAGAAGAAACAACCGACUGUUAAGCAACACUAUGAGUCUCUCGUACCUCCUGUACCCUUAAACGAUCACAAAAUUACCGAUUUCUUACGAUCCAAUCUCGACAAUCUUGAAGGCCUCAGUGGUCUUGGUCUUGGCAAUCUUCAGAGCCUAAGUAACGCUAACAAAGACCUUUUGGCUUUGCACAACGGCGCCUGGACUAUCGACAAUGAAAAAUCUCGUACUACGACUUCCAACAACGAAGGAGGUCAGGAAAAAGUGGUCCGGGCAUUCGCCGAGGUAAUGAAGAACAUGGCAAGAAUGAAGUCGUGCGUUCGACCAGCAAUGUGCAAGCCUUACGGAAAACAAUCGGAGGCACUCCAAAAAACCCUGGUCGAUACAAUACAACUCGUACAAUCGUUGAGAAGUUUUCUUCCACCACCGCAUAUUCCCGUUUCCAGCUGGAAGAACGAAGAUAAGCACAGAUUAGAUCAUAACACUGGAUCGUAUUUACCUACGCUGAAAGCGGGUGGUUUGGAGGAGAUGUGCGAGCAGCGUAAGCUGGACUGAGCGCUCGCGGUAGACCGAUCGGUAAAUCAGUCGUGCUAUAAAGUGUUCUAGUCAGAAGAAGUCAUUUUCGAUAAAUGGAUGGGAUUUGAGGUCGGACGGACCGGACUGUUUGCUCAAAAAAGAAGAGAAGUAAAAAAGAAAAAUACAGAUAGAAAGUGGAAAAAGAAAAGUGUUGGCGUUUAGGAUUUUCGACGUUGUGGGUGGCAAAACUGAGUCAUGCGUGGACUGUGAUAAACAUGCGUAGUAAAAACAAAACAGAACGAAGAGGUUGAGGGGAAGAAAAACAAAAAUUUUACGUAGGUCCGGAAACACACAAACACACACACACACAUUCACACACAUACACACAAAUUGUGGUUGUAAAUUUGAGCUCUGGUUUUUCAAAGGCUAAAGAUUAGGAUCUAAAGGAGCCGAAAAAAUGAGAGGAUAAAAAGCGAGAAAAUAAUGGACAACCAUUGAUGAAUGAAUAGAAAUACCACAAUGAUUCCUAUGCGAGCUCGCAUAACCAGCCGGUGGUGCUUAUUAGAGCGUUCGCGAUCUUUGAUUGACGUCCACCCAUUGGCAAUGUACUGAGGAAUUUUACACGCAGUAUUAACAGAAACAAAAACAAAUGAAAAAAAAAAAAAACAAAAACAAAAAAAAUCUAUUUUUUAAACGAAAACAUGAAAGAAAAAAAGAAGGGGUAAAAGAUAUCAAUGAAUCUCGGUAUGUAUCUGGUGUUUUUAAAAAUAAGUGAUGAACGAAAAACAAGAAAUAAAAUUAGGAGGAAAAAAACGAAAAGAAGAAAGAGUAAGAAAAAAAACAUAUAGGAACGAAUUUUUCUAGUCUUGGCCAAUGAAAUUUAUGAUUGUUUAAUUCUUAUGACGAAUAUAUUGAUAUGUAUAUUUUCUGUUAUGACGUUCGUAAUUAAUAUUUAACGCGACUGUGAUUGAAACGUAAAAUGAUGGAAAAGUGAAAAAAAAAAGAGAAUGAGACGAAAUUUGAAGGAAUAAGCUCCACGGGCGGGUUAUUAUAUACAUAUAUAUCAAUUAACGACGAUCGAAGGGAUAGCAGUUAAUCGGUGAGCACUUAUUGCAGGAAAAUGAAUGGUUUUUUAUAUGAAUUUUUCAUUGAUUUUUCACUUGAAAUAAGGAAAAAUAAUGAAUGAAGGUCCGAUUAACUUGUGUUCUCCAGCGAUCUCUCGUGUAUUUAUCGUCGAUUUGAAAAUGGCAGCAUUUUAUGAAAUAUUGUUUUAACAGUGUUCUCUCUGUUUGAAUUGUCGUUGCAAAGCGUUGGUUAUCUAUAUUUCAAUGAAAAUAGCAAAAUCUGUUCGUGCAAAGCGUAUGAGGGCGUGGAGUAGUAGUCGGUUGGAGAGGACAUUCUUUAUGUAUAUAUUAUACUUUUAUUUAUUUGUUGAUUUGUGCGUCGAACCAGCUGUUUUUCACGGUUCCACCGCGGUUUAAAAAAAGGGGAAUCCUGCUGCAAUAUUUAUUAUAGUUGUAUAAGAGAAGUGAAAAGAGAUAAAAAGGAGAAAGCGAGACAUCGAUUCUCUUACUUUCGUCGUGUCCUACAAUUAUCACCUGUUAUCGUUACACACAAGUGUGUAUAUCAAUCGUUCAUGAACCCUCUAUUUGUCGAAAGAGGAUGAAGCAAAAAGAAAUACAAUGAUAACGAAAUGAAAACAUAAAUCAUCGUCAUAAAUAAUCCAUGUAUGAGAAAAAAAAAAAUGAAAACUCAAAGCGUAACAUUGGUUUGUCUGAUUGUCGCAGAAAUUUCAUUAGCCGUGAUGCCGAACAAACUUUCCAAUGAAUAAUUGGAACACGAUUCUGCGAUAACAAGACAACGACAAUAAAUCAAGUUCGAUUAUGAACUUUGUUUUCACGUAUUAAAAAUAAAAGAUACAAUAAUAAUAGUAAUAAUAAUAAUAAUGAUAAUGAUAUUGUACACAAAAAUGCUACUGCUGUGUCUGCACUGCUAAAAACUUGACGUCGCUUGCCAGUAUUACUCUCCUGUAUUCCUGCACAAUUAUUCAUUCAACCUAUCGAUUAUUAAUUAAAGUUUUUACAAGUGUGAA
Messenger RNA from Venturia canescens, 3657 nucleotides. RefSeq lists its product as uncharacterized. The record is from RefSeq and is a predicted model, not a curated record. Bases 264 to 1604 code for a protein of 446 amino acids. Lineage: Eukaryota; Metazoa; Arthropoda; Insecta; Hymenoptera; Ichneumonidae. The transcript has 6 exons.